Molecule: messenger RNA, 2982 nt
Organism: Suricata suricatta (meerkat)
Lineage: Eukaryota; Metazoa; Chordata; Mammalia; Carnivora; Herpestidae
Gene: C3H2orf72
Product: chromosome 3 C2orf72 homolog
Exons: 4
Coding region: 1-480 (159 amino acids)
Source: RefSeq, a predicted model, not a curated record
AUGUGCCCCCGCCCCCGCCCCGCUGCCGGCGGCGGCACGGGCAUCCCGGCCCGCGGACCGGGGGUCGCGCGGGGCCCGGCCCCCGGGGGCGUGUCCCACCGGGCCCCGGCGCCCCGAGAGGCGGGGGGCCCGGUGCAGGCGGCCGCCUACUGCCCCGGCCACCCGGCCUCCAGCCUGGCCGUCCAGGCGGCCGCCUGCAGAGCGCUGCAAGCCGCCGGGUCCUCGCGACCAGGAGCCUGGGAGAGACCGGGCCUCCCAGCACUGCUGGCGUGCUUUUCUUGGGGUCCCUGGAGCCGGGGAAAGGACCCAGAUGCCGCCUCCCCCAGUGACCCAGCUCAGGGUCACCUCCGGGACCCCGAGGAGGAGCUGGCACUGACGGCGGCAUUUCCCAAUGGAGACUGUGAGGACCCCGAGAAGGGGCUGAGAGCUUGUGACGGAUUCGUCCACGCUCCGGCUGAGCCCGCUGGAGGCUCGAGAUGAAGGCUGACACCCGGCCUGCCUGGGCUCGAACCUGCACUCUGGGGACUGGGACCUUCUCACUGAGCCCCCUUGCCUCCAUGGUGACCCUGGAAUGGUGGUAACCACAAAGGCCCCCCGACCCCCACCCCGCCAGGGGGCUGCCGCAUUGAACCAGCCAGGAAACUUACGUUCCUGGAACCCGCUGCCCCCCCUCACAUCUGCUCACUCUCUGGUCAUGGUGAGGGUAUUUGUUCUUUCUGUACCUCAGUUUCUCUGCCCCGUGGGGACAGAUGGCUGUCUACUUUGAGGCUCUGUGGUGCUGUGGCAGCCUGUGGUGCAUUUGCACGAGGAUCCAUCAUUUCAAGUGUGACUGGGAGAACUCUGGACCAGAAGUCAUCAGAUCUGGGGGGAGUGGUCUUGGACAUGUCGCUGAACCUUUGCAGUCUUUGUUUCUCAAAUACCUGAGGGGGCUAUUGGCCCAGGGGCUCUCACCGAAGGGCCAGGCUGCUGCUCUAGGCAGCAGUGGAAACGUGUGUGUGUGUGUGUGUGUGUGUGUGUGUGUGUGUGUGUGUGUGUGUUGGGAGGGUUGCUGUAACUAUGAGGUGCCCUUGGUACUUAGUGGGCAUCUUACAAUGUACAGGACAAUCUCCAACAGCAAAGAAUUGUUCUGCCCAAAUGGCCCAUUGUAGCACCUUUGAAAAUUCUGAAUGAGACAAUCCCUUCUCCCCGUGAAAGUCUAGGAAGAGUUCCCCAGAGCAGAGAGGGUUGGGCUUCCUGAGACCCUGGCUCCCAGAGCAAGCCAAAAUAAAGACUGCACUGCUGCCCUGGGGCUCUCGGGCCAGAGACAAGACAUCCAAGUGCUUUGCAUGCCCUCUCUCUUCCUCAUGUUGACAUUGACUUUCUGUGCCAAAUCCUUUGAGAAUAAGAACGCUAGGAGCUGCCCAGGGCACCAAACAAGGAAGAGUAGAAAUAAGGAUAUGGGACUCUCUCUGGAGCUCAGGCCCUUGUCCAAGGUCAAAGCAGACCCAGCCCAGAGGUGCCAAGUUCCUGAAUCAUUUUUUCUCUGUUGGAGUCAGACAGGGUCAAUGAUGUUCCCUUAAAAUCCAGGAAAACCAUCUGUUCCUUCUACAAGGAACUCGGCAUUACCGCCCUGCCUUUCUCGCCUGCUCCUGGAGUUAAUAGUCUUUGGAGUGGCAAGAGCAACCUGAUAUUCCCUGGUAGGAAGCACUGUCUAAGAGAAGUCGUUAAAUUCAUUCGUUCGUGCACGAUUUGCUCAGCAGGCGUCCAGUGGGGCAGGUUUCUGGCCAGGGUCCGCGAGAUGCUGCAUGACACCCAGUAGUUCUUUUGGCUUCCAUUUCUGGUACCAAAUGUGGACUUGUGGUUGAGGGGCUGUAUGAGAUCAAGGAGGGUCCCUCCUGGCUCUAUGCUUCCAUUUGUUCUUCAUAAUAAGCCUAAUUCUACCCCUCUCUGCCUCACGGGCACAGUGUGAGGGCAGACAAGGUGACAUCUUAUUUGGGACUUGGUUAUCAGCAGGUGUCAUUUUAAUAAUCCAAGGCUGUCUCACUGAUAAUGGGCCCCGCUGACCUCCUUCUCCGCAAGAAUGAACUCAAUGAAUUAACUUUUGAUUUUGUUUUAAAAUGGGGAGACUGGUAUUUUUGAAGCUGCUAUAUUUUUCUAUUUCUCUGUUAAUUUUUUUGUAAUAAUCAGGUUGGAAUUUUAUAUCUUAGUGGGAGGAGGGGAGCGUUUAUUAAGUUAGGAAGUUAUCAAAGGCAGAAGUUAUAAGGCAGCAUAGCAGCCUGUGCUGUGCUCAAAAGCCUUUUGUAUUUGUUCACAAUAUUUGAGACUUGAGAGAUUGCACAUAUAAAAGCUAGUUUUGCAGGGUGGAGGAAGGGCCAUGCCGUCAUCUCCAGUUUUCUGCUAUCCCUCUCCCCUGAUUGGAGGCCCCCUCCCACCCAUCUACACCCCGCACACACUGCACGUCACUCAUGUAUGCCACCUGCCUGAUCCUGGAGGACAUAUGAGUUUUGCAAGCCUGUGGCGUAGAGGGUGGCUUACCUAUGAUUUUUUUCAUUGCUUUCAGUAUCUCUGGUGAAUAGUUGAAGAGAGAAGGUCUUUACUGAGAUUUGUGUCCUGCCUCCCAACGGAUAAAUACGACUGAGAUCCUUCCAGGUCUAGCUGGCUUCCUUGACACAGGGCUAAGAUAAGCACUGUCCUUUUACGAACAGUCUAGUUGAUAUUUUCUAGCAGACAGAAGAGUUAGGUGCUGGAAGGGAUGACCUUGGUGGUAGAUCUCUUCCAAGAACUCUUCCAAAGCAUGAAGAUUGGGAUGGGCCUGAGAAUAGAGGCUCCAGAUUAGGUCAGUGGUACCAGGAGCCAUUGGCGAAGACUUCCGGUCAAGUCACGGUCUGGACCGUUGGGUAUUAAUCCUUCUAAUAUGGCAGUAAUUGUGCUGCUUCUGACUGGAAUCCAUAAGUCCUUAUAUCUAAUAAAACCAAACCGUACCUCCUUGCUGUCUAAUCAAAA